Alexandromys fortis (reed vole) is the source of this 859-nucleotide messenger RNA. It is a transcript of the gene Lyg2, whose product is annotated as lysozyme g2. The record is from RefSeq and is a predicted model, not a curated record. NCBI's taxonomy places the organism in Eukaryota, Metazoa, Chordata, Mammalia, Rodentia, Cricetidae. The transcript has 7 exons. Gene Ontology annotation, biological process: peptidoglycan catabolic process; defense response to Gram-positive bacterium. Gene Ontology annotation, molecular function: lysozyme activity. Gene Ontology annotation, cellular component: extracellular region. Bases 1 to 837 code for a protein of 278 amino acids.
AUGGGACACAGUGGAUUCGGUCCAUUCACAUUAAUCUGUGCCUUAGAAGCCACGGCACCACCAGAGAUAAUGGUGCGAGUCUUUGGGGUUGGUGUUAUUGACUCAGACCACAGGCCAAUUAUCGGCAUCUUAAUCUCAAAUUUAGAAGACGCCUGGCUAGUGUCAUUCCAGAACAGGUCCCAAAGGAUAAGAGUCGCCAGCAUGCUACCCUUGGCGGUGUUCUGGGGACUGGUUGCCCUCAUUGGCACUUCCAGGGGCUCACACCCCCUCACUCAUUCUAUGAACCCUCAUCUGCAUGCUCGACUUUACCAUGGUUGCUAUGGAGACAUCAUGACUAUGGAGACUUUUGGGGCCCCCUGUGACAUCAAUAAUCUGAUGAACUGUGGGGUCCACGGUUCCGAAAUGUUUGCCGAGAUGGACUUGAAAGCCAUCAAGCCUUACCGCAUCCUCAUCAAAGAAGUGGGACAGAGAUACUGCAUCGACCCCGCUAUCAUCGCCGCCAUCAUCUCCAGAGAAAGCCAUGGUGGAGUUGUCCUGCAAAAUGGCUGGGACCAUAGGGGGCAGAAAUUUGGUUUGAUGCAGCUUGAUAAAAUGCACCAUCCUAUUGGCUCUUGGGACAGCAAAGAACACCUUCUACAGUCUGUUGGGAUUCUAGCAGAGAAGAUUAAGGCAAUCCAGAGAAAAUUUCCCACAUGGAAUUCAGCUCAGCACCUCAAAGGUGGUCUGGCUGCUUUUAAGUCAGGACUGGAAACCAUUGUUACUCCUGCAGACAUAGAAGCUGAUUUAGUUGAUGAUCUUAUUGCCCGAGCCAAAUUCUAUAAAAGACAUGGCUUCUAGGCAGAGGCGCAUUGACGUGGAA